This is a messenger RNA of Aspergillus novofumigatus IBT 16806, 3896 nucleotides long. RefSeq lists its product as uncharacterized. The record is from RefSeq and is a predicted model, not a curated record. Bases 1 to 3657 code for a protein of 1218 amino acids. The transcript is spliced from 4 exons. NCBI's taxonomy places the organism in Eukaryota, Fungi, Ascomycota, Eurotiomycetes, Eurotiales, Aspergillaceae.
AUGGCGACCAAGCAAAGACUGACGCUCGCCUCCAUGUGGGCUUUCGAAGCUAUCGGGGUACUUGUGACCAAAGGCAAUGUUGAGAGCUUCGUCUCAAAGGUUGCAUCUGCAUUUGCCGGCUUUAUCGAAGAGCAGAAAGACAAAGAUCUCCUAGACAUGCCACGAGUGCGUCAACUGGAUGUUCCUGCAAUGCUUUCUGACGAGGGUCUCCCGGCCAUGAGCUCACCUGAGAAGCAUCAAGGGCCGAGUCUGUUAGCUCUGGACGAUGAUUCCGACGAAGAUAUUGUUCCUUACUCGAGAAAUCAUGCCACCAAGUUCUGGAAAUCUCCUAACGGGGGUUUGGGUUGCUUUUCCAGCAACUUCCAUGAUGUCCUAGCAGGUGUUGCCAUUGCCACGGGCACCCAAAUCGCAAUAGCGGAUGAAUUACAAGGCAUACGGGUUUCCGGGACCGCCGAGGAUGUGGACGAUGCUCUGAUGAAACUGACUCAAAUUGAGAAGCCCUUGUCCUUCUCUCUCGCUCCCGACGUCACAAACAUCAUGGUUGUCCCGCACAAGGGCGAUAGCCGCUUCCGUAUCCAGAACUACAGGAGUGUGAAUCCUGAUGCUCCCCGUCGUGUUCUGGAGGAUCCAAAAAUGUGUUCCACCAUUGACUUUGGUCGGAUGUGCGUCACCGUGGGUCUGUCCUUCAGCAAUGAUUCUCAAGUGUGGACUAUACCCGAUAAUCGACUCAAUCCACCACCCAUCAGCGAGGAAGCUGGGCCUUCUCGCAUCUGGAAUGAUUUUACCUUCCAGGAGAUUGGGAAGGCGGACGAGUUUGUUGACAUCGAAUCGAUAAUCGAGAAUGACCCCUCAAACCCUCAGACCUUGAUCUCUGGCAUUGCACCUCCCCAUCCUUUCCUCACUGCAGACAAGGCCAAGCAAGUCAACCAGUGGGUUGUGGAAAGGGCUGAGAUGCAGCCAACCGAUCAUGGACCCGAACCUGAGCCUGAGUUUGAGCUUGAGUCUGAUUUCGAGCCCCAGCCCGAAUGUGAGAGCCGCGACGUUCACCGGCCUAAACCGAAGCGCGAAACAGCAAUUGCCCCUCAAAGCAAAAGACCACCUGGAAUGAAGACACGAAAGGCCGCAACAACGGCCAAAUUUGCGGCGCCAUCCGAGCAACCUCAGGCAAAUGAGGCCAAGCCUGUGGCUAUCGAUCUCAAGGAGGCUACUGCCACCCCCCGUAAGCGUUGGACUAUGCUGUACAGUUCCGGCGUCGAGGAUACAAGCCCGGGUGACAGUGACGCGCUUAACUCUGAAAGUUCUAAUUUGAACGAUAUUCUCGAGCUUCCUGGCGAUUUGCUGGAAUUCGCGAAGCCCCAAACUCCGGAAAAUAAAGUACGCCUUCCCGACAAUUUCGACGCUGGCAAGUAUGGUCUCAACCAGUCUCUACGCCAACCCCCUAAAAAGAAAAAGCAUAGUCCAAGCUUCAAGAGGAUUAUGCAUGUCAAGUCAAAGAAGAAUUCAAGCAACCUUAACGAGCUUAUCUACGUCUUUGAGCCGGCAGAUAAUGCUGUCGUUGGCACUCUCUCUCGAAUCCCGUUCAAUCAGCCUCCAUUAAUUCCCGACAGCCCGGUCAAUGCGUUUACCUCGAACACCCGAAAUAUGUGCUUGCAGGAGAUGUCUGACGCGAAUUCCAAGAACACCAAGAUUGGACUUCCAAGCUGCAGGAUGGACGUCCAUAGCAUUCCUUCUGGCUCCGGCAGCACCGAAUCUGCUUUUGGCCGUGCAGCAGCAGGUGACGAAACCCACCAGGAGCAGGAAAACAGACUAUCAUUUCUGAAAAAGUUCCUUCAAGAGCGGACAGACAAGAUACCCUAUCCCGGCGGUCAUGGUCAAACACACACCUCCAGGUAUGAAUUCAACAAGCUGCUGGUGAAGGAAAGCCUGGCAAAGCUUGAAACAGUCCAUCGAGACCAAGAUAGACAAGGGUCCGACGAAACAAGCACCAGAGAGUUCUAUCGUACCAUGAAUCACAAGACGGCAAAGCCGACAAAUAGAGCUAAGAGCAAAUCUGAGAUUAAAGCGAAAAGACAGGCCACGCUUGAGGAUGCUUGGGGAUUCUUCAAAAAGCCAGUGAAGAAACCCUCGGCAGAUGCGCAGACUUUGACACCAAUGCGGAAAAGUACCCAGAAGAACGAAAGAGAGACCGUCGAUAUGGCUGGGAGCAGAACGAACGAGCUGGCUGCAGAGUCAGCAGAAAAUAGCAUGACCAGAGAUGUUGAGAAUUUAUUUGAAGCCUUGAGGCAAACAUUGGAAGCUGCUGAAUACUUUCACGGAUCUCUGAACUUGGAAGUCCAGCUCGGACUGAUACUGAUACCGCUUCUGCCAAAGACUUGUAGUGAAGACUCGACCGUCUCUUUGACCGAAUGGACGGAUAUCUUCCAGUCACAAACCGGCAUUCCCUCUCCGACAACCAAAUUUAUUAGCCGACUUACGAGCUCUGGCAUUGAUAUUGAUUAUCUGGUUGAUCUGAAGACAUCCGCACCUGAAGGGAAAAGGCGCAUUUUUGAGCAGAACUACAGCGAAUACAGCGUGUUCUACGAGUUCCACUGUCGCACUCGGACCGGUCAGAUGCGUGUCCUAUCUGUGGAUGAGCAAGGAAAAUUCAACAUCGAAAAGCCCAACGUUGCGCUUGGUGCUGUCAAUUUGCACUUUCCACGGCAAGUCUGGGAUGCAAGUGUCGUUCUUAGUGGUACCCCAAACGAUGCAGCUGUUGACCGAGAGUUUGAGGGGGCGGCGAAGUACCUCAUUGAGCACCUGUGGGUUCAACCAGAUACCUCACUUGUUCAGAUCUUCACACGGCUACCUCCAGGCGACAAGAUCACAAUUGAGAAGGUAUACAUGAAACGUUGGACGCGUCAUCGCUUCAUCCGUCCACCGAAGAGUAUCAUUGCUGCCAAGCAGGCCAGUCAUACCAGGAGCAACAUUGCUACGACAGCGGAGUCUGACUUGAAUAGCGAUUCCACAGACAAGUCAUCCGCGGAAAACGAAGCAGAGGCUACGCAGAAUCAGGAUAUCUUUCUUCAAGUCAUGGAAGUGCAAGAUCUUUGUAUUGGAUCCAGUUCGUCCGACGUUCGGGCGGUGACAGCCUGCUGUGCUUCGCUGCCGGAAAUGACAGAAAACGGCCGCCAAUGGUAUGAAGCGUCUCUUGUAAGCUCGGCUAUUGAAGCCAUUCUGGGUACGAAUGCAAAUCUUGAAAUUGGAGAACGAACUGACGAAUGGCGGAGCUCUGACCUGCUGGGAAGAGACGCCACCCUUCUUCAUGGGAAUGCCGGUGAGACCUAUGGUCCGAAUACGGCGCUCAGCCCUGUGGCCAAGGCCAUUGGCAUUACUGGCCUCGGAGAUCUUCUGCGGUUGACAAAAACUGUUGUCGAGGAAAUGGACGGUGUCGGAUUCUGGAACCACGGUUGGGACCAUGAUUCAGUCCGGGCGCCGUCGAUUGCCGGCUCGGUUGGCUCUCUAGAUCAGACGGUCCGACUUGAGCCCAGAAGCUUGGAAUUCGAUGAUUUCGAAAGCAUCAAGGAGUUCGGAAGCGUCAUGGUCAGUACAAUGACUAAGAAGUCUUCCUGUGGGUCUUCCGUGAAAGACAAGGAGCAACUCGAGAUUGACUAUUGGUAAUUGCUGGUGCUGCUACUUCCGUGAGGCUUGACCAUCGUUGUUCUGGGUCAUUCUACAAGAUAGCGAUGAUUGAAAAUGAGGCCCCUGGGAAUGAGGAAGACUAUUGACAAGAGACCUAGAGAAGGGACAACUGACUAUAACCAGAAGACGAAACAACAGUAUGAGAGAAGGAUAUGGAAACGAACCGCAGAUAGGCGCUUAGCAAUAUUCUUUUUUCUACAACAGAGCAUGAUGCAAUU